Emericellopsis atlantica is the source of this 3366-nucleotide messenger RNA. RefSeq lists its product as uncharacterized. The record is from RefSeq and is a predicted model, not a curated record. Gene Ontology annotation, molecular function: leucine-tRNA ligase activity; ATP binding; aminoacyl-tRNA deacylase activity. Gene Ontology annotation, biological process: leucyl-tRNA aminoacylation. The transcript has 2 exons. Lineage: Eukaryota; Fungi; Ascomycota; Sordariomycetes; Hypocreales; Bionectriaceae. Bases 1 to 3366 code for a protein of 1121 amino acids.
AUGGCUACGACAAGUGCUGUCCCCGAGGCUCUGGAGAACCUGCACAUCUCCAAGACCAAGGAGCUCAAAGGUACCGAGAAGCGCGAUACUCUAAUCGCCAUCGAGAAGAAGUACCAAGCGAAAUGGCAAGAAGAAGGCAUCUUCCAGGCCAAUGCGCCAACGACAACUGAAGUGCCCCUGCACUCGAUUUCUGCCGCCGAGCUUCGCGAAAAAGAGCCCAAGUGGUUUGGAACCAUGGCCUACCCAUACAUGAAUGGCACUCUGCACGCAGGUCACUCGUUCUCCGUCAGCAAAGUCGAGUUUGGCGCUGGUGUUGCUGCCAUGCAGGGCAAGCGCGCUCUGUUCCCCAUGGGUUUCCACUGCACCGGCAUGCCCAUCAAGGCAUGCGCAGAUAAGCUAGUGAACGAGGUCAAGAUGUUCGGCAAGGACUUUUCGGGCUACAAGGCACCCACCGAGGCUGUUAUCGAAGAGAAUAAGCCGGAGCAGGCGAAGAGAGAGGAUGUCACCAAGUUCACAGCGAAGAAAGGCAAGGCCGCGGCCAAGCAGGUGAAGAUGCAGUACCAGUUCCAGAUCAUGCAGGCGGUCGGUGUACCGACAGAAGAUAUUCAUCUCUUCGCUGACCCUCAGCACUGGCUGAAGCACUUCCCACCCCUGACGAUACGCGACCUCACCAACUUUGGAUGCCGAGUGGAUUGGAGACGAUCUUUCGUGACGACCGACGCGAACCCCUACUACGAUGCGUUUGUCCGAUGGCAAAUGAACCGUCUGAAGGAACUCGAAAAGAUCAAGUUCGGAAAGCGAUACACCAUCUACUCGAUCAAGGAUGGCCAGCCGUGCAUGGACCACGACCGCGCAGAAGGUGAAGGCGUUGGUCCUCAAGAGUACACAGCCCUGAAGCUCAAAGUCAAGACAUGGGCAGACAAAGCUGGGGAGAUCAUCAACGGCCUCAAGCUCGAGGGCGCCAACUUCUACCUGGUUCCCGCCACGCUACGCCCGGAAACGAUGUACGGCCAGACCUGCUGCUUCGUCGGUCCCAAGAUCAACUACGGAGUUUUCAAAGUUAACGACAACGAUUACUUUGUGAUCACCAACCGGGCUGCCCGCAACAUGGCGUACCAAGGCGUGUUCGCCAAGGAGGGAAACAUUGAACAAGUUGCUGAAAUUCAGGGUGCCGAUCUCGUAGGCACCUUGGUGAAUGCCCCUCUCUCGAUCCACAAGGAGGGUGUUCGAGUCCUCCCCAUGGAGACUGUACUGCCCACAAAGGGUACUGGUGUCGUUACUUCGGUGCCCUCAGACAGCCCUGAUGACUACGCUACCAUCAUGGACCUUGCGAAGAAGGCUGAAUACUAUGGUAUUCAGAAGGAGUGGGCGGAGCUCGAGAUUCCUGCUAUCAUCAACACUCCCUCAUACGGCGACAAGUGCGCCGAAUUUCUUGUCAAGAAGCUCAAGAUCUCGUCGCCCAAAGACACCAAGCAGCUAGAAGAGGCCAAGGAGCUCGCCUACAAGGAGGGCUUUUACCAGGGAACCAUGGUCAUUGGUGAAUUCAAGGGUGAAAAGGUUGAGACCGCCAAGCCCAAGGUCAGGAAGCAGCUCAUCGAGGCUGAAGAGGCAUUUGUAUACUCUGAGCCUGAACGCAAGGUUGUCUCCCGUUCCGCAGACGAGUGCAUCGUGUCUCUCAUGGACCAGUGGUACCUUGACUACGGCGAGGAGUCAUGGAAGCAGACUGCCCUCAAGUGGGUUGAGAAUAAGGAUGGCAAGGGCAUGGACACCUACUACGUCGAGACCAAGAACAUGUUCGAGGGGUCCUUGAACUGGCUCAACCAGUGGGCGUGUGCUCGCUCCUUUGGCCUUGGGUCCAAGUUGCCCUGGGAUCCGCAGUUCCUCGUGGAGAGUCUGAGUGACUCGACCAUCUACAUGGCCUACUACACGAUCGCUCACUACCUUCACAAGGACAUCUUCGGCCGUGAGAAGGGUCUUGGUAACGUUGGCCCCGAACAGAUGACCGACGAAGUCUGGGAUUACGUGUUCUGCCGCAAGGAUCUCGACGACAAGAUUCUCAGCGAGUCCAAGAUCCCCAAGGAGACUCUGGAGAGCAUGCGCCGCGAGUUCGAGUACUUCUACCCCCUCGACCUGCGAACAUCGGGCAAGGAUCUCAUCCCUAACCACUUGACCUUCUUCCUCUACGUGCACCUGGCCAUAUUCCCGCCCGAGUACUGGCCCAGGAGUGUUCGCACCAACGGUCAUCUCAUGCUCAACGGCGAAAAGAUGAGCAAGAGUACCGGUAACUUCAUGACGCUGCACGAGAUGACUGCCAAGUAUGGUGCUGAUGCUUCGCGUAUCGCCCUGGCCGACGCCGGCGACGGCUCGAAUGACGCCAACUUUGAGGAGGAUGUUGCCGAUAACAACAUUCUGCGUCUGUUCAACCUCCGCGAGUGGUGCGAGGAGCAGGUUAGGGACCAGGACCAGCGUCGCUCCGGAGAGCUCAACAGCUUCCAAGAUGCCCUCUUCCAGAACGACAUGAAUGCCAUUGGCCGCGAAGCCGUUGAGCAAUACACUGCCACCAACUACAAGCUUGCCCUCAAGGCUGCUCUGUACGAGCUCAUCAGCGCUCGUGACUUUUACCGCGAGGCUUGCGCAGCCGGUGGCAUUGAGAUGCACAAGGAUCUCGUCCUGCGUUACGUUGAGCUGCAGACCCUAUUGUUGGCUGUCGUUGCUCCUCACUGGGCCGAAUACAUGUGGCUAGAGGUCCUCAAGAAGCCAGAGACUAUUCACCGGGCUCGCUUCCCGGUGCUCCCCGACGUUGACGCGACGCUAUCGACCAAGCGCGAUUACGUUCGUAACACCGCCUCCAGCGUCACCUCCGCCGAAGGGCAGCAGUUGAAGAAGAAGGCCAAGGGCAAGGAGACCUCGUUCGAUCCCCGCAAGCCCAGGAAGCUUACCGUUUUCAUGACCACCACCUGGCCGUCGUGGCAGGCCAAGUACAUUGACCUGCUCAAGGAGAUGUGGGAUCCCGCCACGCAGUCGAUCAACGACAAGGAGCUGGGUGCCAAGAUUGGUAAGAUGGGCGAGAUGAAGAAGGCCAUGCCCUACGUGCAGGGCCUCAAGAAGAGGCUGCAGAGCGGUGAACCAGCGGACGUUGUCCUGGCACAGAAGCUAGGGUUCGACGAGAAGGAGACACUGCUGCAGAUGGUGCCUGGCCUGGAGAGGACCUCGGGUCUGACAGCUUGCGAUAUUCUGGAAGUCGGCGAGAGUGGGAAGAAGGGAGUCAACGCGGCCACUGGCCAGGAGGUGGAAGUCACGGUGCCCUUGGCGGAGAAUGCGCGCCCCGGCCACCCAACGUUCUUCUUUGAGAAUGUCCAGGCAUAG